This is a messenger RNA of Mobula hypostoma (lesser devil ray), 11095 nucleotides long. RefSeq names its product sodium leak channel, non-selective (gene nalcn). Gene Ontology annotation, biological process: transmembrane transport; positive regulation of synaptic transmission, GABAergic; positive regulation of synaptic transmission, cholinergic. Lineage: Eukaryota; Metazoa; Chordata; Chondrichthyes; Myliobatiformes; Myliobatidae. The transcript is spliced from 44 exons. Bases 172 to 5382 code for a protein of 1736 amino acids. Gene Ontology annotation, molecular function: monoatomic cation channel activity. The record is from RefSeq and is a predicted model, not a curated record. Gene Ontology annotation, cellular component: plasma membrane.
CCGGGGUUGUGGUCAGGAGUGAAGGCGGCAGGCUGCGGUAUGGAUUCCCCGGGACUGUUGCCCAGCGCCGGCUGCCCGCGGGGAGGCAGCCGGUGAGUGCACCGGGGCCGUCUGCUGCCCUCGGUGGAGGGGCUUGCGGGACUUACUUCUUGGAAGAAGUUUGCACCAAAGAUGUUGAAACGGAAGCAGAGCUCGAGAGUGGAAGCUCAGCCUGUUACGGACUUUGGUCCGGAUGAGAUGCUGACGGACAAUGCUGACAUCCUGUGGAUUAACAAGCCUUGGGUCCACUCUCUGCUGAGAGUUUGUGCCAUCAUCAGCGUCAUUUCCGUCUGCAUGAACACACCCAAGACCUUCGAGCACUACCCACCGCUGCAGUAUGUAACGUUCACCCUGGACACCCUGCUCAUGUUCUUGUAUUCUUCAGAGAUGAUUGCAAAGAUGCAUAUUCGAGGCAUAGUCAAGGGUGAUAACUCGUACGUGAAAGAUCGCUGGUGUGUGUUUGAUGGUUUCAUGGUCUUCUGCCUCUGGGUGUCCCUGGUUUUGCAGGUCUUUGAAAUCGCUCAGAUUGUCGACCAGAUGUCCCCACUUAGCAUGCUGCGGAUCCCAAGACCGCUCAUCAUGAUUCGAGCGUUUCGAAUCUACUUCCGAUUCGAGCUUCCCCGCACUAGGAUUACGAAUAUUUUGAAGCGAUCAGGAGAGCAAAUCUGGAGUGUCUCCAUCUUCCUUCUCUUCUUCCUACUCUUGUAUGGAAUUUUGGGAGUUCAGAUGUUUGGCACCUUCACCUACCACUGUGUGACCAAUGACACUCAGCCAGGGAACGUUACCUGGAAUAACUUGGCCAUCCCAGACACCCACUGCUCACCAGAUGGAGAGGGGUACCAGUGUCCACUGGGCUUUAAAUGUAUGGACCUGGAAGAACUUGGCCUGACCAGACAGGAGCUAGGCUACAGUGGAUUCAAUGAACUUGGCACCAGCAUAUUCACGGUUUACGAGGCUGCUUCACAGGAGGGCUGGGUUUUCUUCAUGUACCGGGCCAUUGACAGCUUCCCUCGCUGGAGGUCGUACUUCUACUUCAUCACCUUGAUCUUCUUCCUUGCCUGGCUCGUUAAGAACGUGUUCAUUGCUGUGAUCAUUGAGACUUUUGCGGAGAUAAGAGUCCAGUUUCAGCAGAUGUGGGGCCCACGAAGCAGCACCACCUCCACCACCACCACACAGAUGUUCCAUGAAGACGCCGCUGGAGGCUGGCAGCUCGUGGCAGUGGAUGUCAACAAGCCUCAGGGCAGAGCUCCUGCCUACCUGCAGAAAAUGAUGCAGUCUUCCAUCUUCCACAUGUUCAUCUUGUGCAUGGUUGCUGUUGAUGUCACUGUUGCCGCCAGCAAUUACUACAAGGAGGAGAAUUCCAGGAGCCAGUAUGAUGUGUUUUACCUAGCAGAGGUGGCCUUCACCAUUCUGUUUGACCUGGAGGCGCUGGUGAAGAUCUGGUGUUUGGGAUUCACGGGUUACAUCAGCUCAUCUCUGCACAAGUUUGAGCUGUUACUGGUGCUGGGCACCACAUUGCACAUCUAUCCCGACCUCUAUCAUUCACAGUUCACCUACUUUCAGGUCCUGAGGGUGGUCCGUCUAAUUAAGAUAUCCCCAGCGCUGGAGGAUUUUGUCUACAAGAUAUUUGGUCCGGGGAAGAAGCUGGGCAGUUUGGUAGUCUUCACCGCCAGCCUGCUGAUCGUCAUGUCAUCCAUCAGCCUUCAGAUGUUCUGUUUUGUGGAGGAGCUCGACCGAUUCACCACAUUCCCAAGGGCUUUCAUGUCCAUGUUCCAGAUCAUCACACAAGAGGGAUGGGUGGAUGUGAUGGACCAGACGCUGAUUGCAGUUGGCCACGUCUGGGCCCCCGUCGUGGCCAUUUAUUUCAUCCUCUACCACCUCUUCGCCACUUUGAUCCUCCUGAGCCUGUUUGUCGCUGUCAUCCUGGACAAUCUCGAGCUGGAUGAAGAUCUGAAAAAACUCAAGCAGAUUAAGCAAAGUGAGGCCAAUGCUGAUACCAAAGAAAAGCUUCCACUUCGACUCCGAAUCUUUGAGAAGUUUCCAAACAGGCCACAAAUGGUGAAGAUAUCCAAAUUGCCCUCGGACUUCUCCGUUCCCAGAAUCAGGGAAAGCUUUAUGAAGCAAUUUAUUGAUCGUCAGCAGCAGGAUACGAGCUGCCUGCUGCGUCGACUACCGUCGGGAUCAUCAUCAUGUGACCAUUCCAAGCGGUCUUAUGUUGAGGAUAACAAGUAUAUCGACCAAAAGUUGAGAAGAUCAGUUUCCAGCAUCCAAGCUCGAAAUCUGAUUGAGAAGGAAAAUGCUGUGAAUAAAAUAUUCCGGGUUUGCACUCGCCAACGUCUGUUAGGAGGUUCCUUUGAGGGACAGCCUGCAAAAGAACGUUCAAUUUUAAGUGUGCAGCACCAUAUCCGUCAGGAACGCAGAUCCCUUCGACAUGGGUCAAGCACGCAGCGAAUCAGCAGAGGCAAAUCACUGGAAACACUGUCACAAGAUCACUCCAGCACAGUUCGGUACCGGAAUGCCCAGCGAGAAGACAGUGAGAUAAAGAUGAUACAGGAGAAAAAGCAGCAAGCUGAAAUGAAGCGCAAGGUCCAAGAAGAAGAAUUACGUGAAAAUCAUCCUUACUUUGACAAACCCCUCUUUAUCGUUGGACGGGAGCAUAGGUUUCGAACAUUUUGUCGGGUGGUGGUGAGGGCUCGGUUCAAUGCAUCAAAGACGGACCCAAUUACAGGAGCAGUUAAGAACACCAAGUAUCAUCAGCUGUAUGAUCUGCUUGGACUAGUUACCUACUUGGACUGGGUAAUGAUUGCAGUGACUAUCUGCUCGUGCAUUUCUAUGAUGUUUGAAACACCAUUUACAACAGUCAUGCACACACCAACCUUACAGAUUGCAGAGUUCGUGUUUGUGAUAUUCAUGAGCAUCGAGCUGAACCUCAAAAUCCUGGCUGAUGGUUUAUUCUUCACGCCCACAGCUGUCAUCAGGGAUUUUGGCGGAGUGAUGGACAUCUUUAUUUACCUUCAAAGCCUGAUCUUCCUGUGCUGGAUGCCGCACACUGUCCCUGCCCAGUCAGGAGCCCAACUGCUGAUGAUGCUGAGGUGCCUGAGACCUCUGCGGAUAUUCAAGCUGGUUCCUCAGAUGAGGAAGGUUUUGCGAGAGCUGUUUAGCGGUUUCAAAGAAAUAUUUCUGGUUUCCAUUCUGCUGUUAACACUCAUGCUGGUCUUCGCAAGUUUUGGGGUUCAGCUUUUUGCCGGGAAACUUGCCAAGUGCAAUGAUCCUCACAUCACCAAGCGGGAGCAGUGCCACGGAAUGUUCCGGAUCAAUGUCAGUGUGUCAAAGAAUCUCAAUCUGAAGCUGAAAGAUGGGGAGAAGAAGCCAGGCUUCUGGGUUCCACGUGUCUGGGCCAACCCUCGGAACUUCAACUUUGACAAUGUGGGAAGUGCGUUAUUGGCCUUGUUUGAAGUGCUGUCAUUGAAAGGUUGGGUAGAAGUCCGAGACGUCAUCAUCCAUCGAGUGGGCCCAAUUCAUGGCAUCUACAUCCACGUCUUUGUUUUUCUUGGCUGCAUGAUUGGACUGACCCUCUUCGUUGGUGUUGUCAUUGCUAAUUUCAAUGAAAAUAAGGGCACUGCAUUACUGACGGUUGACCAGAGGCGAUGGGAGGACCUGAAAAGCCGGCUGAAGAUCGCUCAGCCCCUUCACCUGGCUGCUAGACCUGAUAAUGGUGGGCUCCGAGCUAAAAUGUACGACAUAACGCAGCAUCCAUUCUUCAAAAGGAGCAUUGCUGUGAUGGUCCUCGCUCAGUCAGUGCUCCUGUCCGUCAAGUGGGAUGUUGAUGACCCGGUCACAGUUCCUCUGGCGACGAUGUCCGUCAUCUUCACCUUUAUCUUCGUCCUUGAGGUGACCAUGAAGAUCACGGCCAUGUCCCCAUCUGGAUUCUGGCAGAGCCGACGCAACCGUUAUGACCUGCUGGUGACAUCGCUGGGUGUGAUCUGGGUGGUGUUACACUUCGCUUUACUUAACGAGUACACCUACAUGAUGGGCGCCUGUGUCAUCGUGUUCCGCUUCUUCUCCAUUUGUGGGAAACACGUAACAUUGAAGAUGUUGUUACUGACUGUAGUUGUCAGUAUGUACAAGAGCUUUUUUAUUAUAGUUGGCAUGUUCCUUCUCCUGAUCUGCUAUGCCUUUGCUGGAGUUGUGUUGUUCGGAACUGUCAAGUACGGGGAGAACAUUAACAGGCAUGCAAACUUCUCCUCUGCUGGUAAAGCCAUCACUGUCCUGUUCCGCAUUGUCACGGGGGAAGACUGGAAUAAGAUCAUGCAUGACUGCAUGGUCCAACCACCAUUCUGCACUCCCAGCGAUGAGAACUACUGGGAGACAGACUGUGGUAACUAUGCUGGUGCCCUGAUGUACUUCUGCUCCUUCUACGUCAUCAUUGCGUACAUCAUGUUAAACCUGCUCGUUGCUAUCAUUGUGGAAAACUUCUCACUCUUUUACUCCACCGAGGAAGAUCAACUCCUGAGCUACAACGAUCUUCGUCACUUCCAAAUCAUUUGGAACAUGGUUGAUGACAAGAGAGAGGGUGCUAUCCCAACUUCCCGCGUCAAGUUCUUGCUCCGCUUGCUGCGUGGGCGGUUGGAAGUGGACCUGGACAAGGACAAGCUAUUGUUCAAGCACAUGUGCUACGAGAUGGAGAGGCUGCAUAAUGGCGGAGAUGUCACAUUUCACGAUGUCCUCAGCAUGCUCUCCUACAGAUCAGUGGACAUCAGAAAGAGCCUUCAGUUGGAGGAACUACUGGCCAGGGAGCAGCUGGAAUACACCAUUGAGGAAGAAGUGGCCAAGCAAACAAUACGAAUGUGGCUGAAAAAAUGUUUGAAGCGCAUCAGAGCAAAGCAGCAGCAGUCGUGCAGCAUCAUCCACAGCCUGCGGGAGAGCCAGCAGCAGGAGCUCAGCAGGUUUCUCAUCCCCCCCAGCAUCGAGACGACACAAGCCAGCGAGGAGAUGCUCGCCAGCAACCAGGACAGUGAGGUCCAGCCAGAGACCAGUAGUCAACAGCAGCUGCUGAGUCCAACACACUCAGACCGAGGCGGGUAUCGAACUGACUCUGGAGACAUCGGCAAGCCUCAGAGGAAGUUUGGUCAGUGGCGUCUCCCAUCAGCUCCUAAACCCAUCACCCACUCAGUAUCCACCGUCAACCUGCGGUUCGGGGGGCGGACGGCCAUCAAAUCAGUCAUGUGCAAGAUCAACCCGAUGUCAGACACCACCUUCUCCGGCUCUGACGUGAAGAAGUGGUGGACCCGGCAACUGACAGUAGAGAGCGAUGAGAGUGCCGACGACCUGUUGGAUAUUUAACGGCAAGGGGCAGGGUGAGACUUCCACCCGUCUUCCUGGUGUAUUUCCAUCAUAAAAUGCACAACGUACUUCAGUAACUGGGUGAUGCAGAGGAGCAAGAGGAGGUCACUCUUCUCAUUCCAUGAGAUUACACAGCUGAAUGCUUUCUAAAGAAAUCAUCUAUGUACCUCAGUUUUAAACGUAAUCGUAAUAAUGUUCCUUAUUCAAGAUUCUCCCACUAGUGGAAACAUCUCAACAUCUACCCUGUCCCUGUCAAGGUCCCUCAGGAAAUGUUUUAAUAAGGUCACCCCUGAACUCCAAGGGAAGUUCACCCCUCAAUUCUUCUGAGCUCUCUCUGACCCUUCCUGAUGAGACAGCCCUCUCAUCCCAGCCAUUAACCUGCUGCUCCUGAGCUCUCUCUGGCCCUUCCUGAUAAGACAGUCCUCUCAUCCCAGCCAAUAACCUGCUGCUCCUUGCAGAUCAAGUGUUUCCAUCUCUGAUUUAACACAUUUCUGGAGGCUUCAGAGCAGAUUUUUGGCCCCCAGUUGUUCCGCACCCACGCUUGUCAUUAGCUGGGCAGCAUGUCCAUUCUCAUAAUGCCCCUUGACAAAAUGUUCAUCCGAAAGAAUGAAAACAAUUUAUUUCUAAUGCCCUGGUUCCUAGCACAGUUUCCGUUGGAAGAAAUAUCCAGAGAGAUUAAUCGUCUGUGCCUGGAGUGUUUUUUGCCCCCUACAAAAUGUUCUUUAUUACAAAUUCGGUGCUAUACAGUACAUACAAAACAGUGACUGACACAAUUACUUCACUACAAAUAGAGAAUACACAUUAAACCAAAAUGUUUCCAUCUCUAUCAAUGAUGGCAAUUACCCCCUGCGGAGCCCAACAUUCCCAGAACGCCUCUAAGGUUGGACUGUGCGUGUUCCUUCUCAAUAUUUACCCGGGCACGAACAUACCCCCUAAACAUUGCCAGGCAGUCUACCCGGGCAGAUCCUCCCACCACCCAUUUCCAAGACCCACGGAUGGCUGAUUUCGCCAGCCCCAGGAGCAAGUUGACAAGGGCAUCCUCAUCCUUCCAUGCCCCACUCCUUACUGGAUGGCCGCAUAUAAAUAGGGUUGGGCUAAAAUCCAACUAGAAGGCGAGAAGCAGCACAGGCAGAUAUGCAAAAAGGGGCUGUAGUGUCACACACUCCAUGUACAUGUGGUACACGGUCUCCCCCAGCCCGCAGAAGUGGCACGCGGCUGGGAGAUCCGUGUAGGAACUAAAAAAUUUAUUACAAGGCACCGCUCUAUGCAGCACCCUCCACCCCCGAUCCCCAAGGUGCAUGGGAAGAACUCCCUCGUAAAGGGACUUCCACUGGGGACCCCCCUGGCCUCCAGGUGGAAAGACCGACCACCAUGGCGUGUCGGGAUGGUGGACAAGCGCUAGGAAGUGAAGUGUGUGUAGCAGCAGCCCAUAGAGGUACCUCCUACUUGCAUCCCUGAAUGGAAUUGUGGGUGUCGAGGAGAGACGGCUCAAGUUGUGUGGACUCUGCUCUCUGAUAAGAUUGCGGGACCUGGGCCCGACGGGCAGCUCAGCCUGAAUUGCUCCACACACCUGAGCAGCACCGACAUCCAUUGAGGAGGGCAAGGGUCGGCCAGGACUCCAUCCUCUGCCAGAGGGGGGGAUUUUUGGCCUGAGGCAACUAUGUUCCAGACUCUCAGUAGGUGCUGAUAGAAGCCGGGCAGACUCCGCAAAACAGCACGGCUGAUGCCCACCAGUGGUAGCUGCAUAUCUUCGUGAAGACAGCAGCCCCUCCGGAGGAAGAAAGUUGCCAACACGUGCCACCUGGGAGGUGCUCGGCGUACAGGAAUCUCUGCAGAGUCCUGAGGCGGAGAGCUGCCAGUCCCGUACAUACAGUGUUGUUUUUUUUAAAACAAAAUUCUUUAUUACAAAUAUCGGUGCUAUACAAUAUCUACAAAAAUAGUGACUAACAUAGUUACUUCACUACAAACAGACAAUACACGUUAAACCAAAAUAUUACCAUCUCCAUCAAUGAUGGCAUUUACACCCCACGGAGCCCAACGGUCCCGGAACACCUCUAUGGUCGCCGUGGACUGCGCAUGUUCCUUUAAUAUUCACUAUUCAAUAUUCACCCGUGCACAAACAUACCCCCUAAACAUUGCCAGCCAGUCCACCUGGGGAGAUCCUCCUGCCACCCUUUUCCAGGAGCCACAGAUGGCAGUUUUCGCCAGCCCCAGGAGCAAGUUGACAAGGACAUCCUCAUCCCUCUGUGCUCCCCCUCCUUACUAGAUGACCAUAUAUAAAUAGGGUGGGGCUAAAAUGCAACAAGAAGGCGAGAAGCAGCCCACGCAAAUACGCAAAAAGGGGCUGCAGUCUCGCACACUCCAUGUACAUGUGGUACACGGACUCCUCCAGCCCGCGGAGGUGGCAUGCAGCUGGAAGAUCUGUGUAAAGACUAAAAAACUUAUUGCAGGGUACCGCUCUGUGCAGCACCCUCCAGCCGAGAUCCCCAAGGUGCAUGGGAAGAACCCCCUCAUAAAGGGACUUCCACUGGGGACCCCCCUCACCUCCAGGUGGACAGACUGACUGCCAUGGCGUGUUGGGGCGGUGGACAAGGGCAAGGAAGUGGAGGGCAGCAGCCCCUAGAGAUACCUCCUGCUUGCAUCCUUGAAUGGGAUUGUGGGUGUCGAGGAGAGACGGCUCAAGUUGUGUGGACUUGGCUCCCGGGCAAGGCUGCGGGGCCUGGGCCUAACGGGCAGCUCAGCCUGAGUCGUUCCACACACCUGAGCUGCACCGACAUCCGUUGAGAUAGGGCAAGGGUCGGCCAGGACCCCGCUCUCUGCCAGAGGAGGGGAUUCCCGGCCUGAGGCAACCAUGUUCCAGUAGAUGCUGAUAGAAGCCGGGCAGACUCAGCAAAGCAGCACGGCUGACGCCCGCCGGUUGUAGCUGCAUAUCUUCGUGAAGACAGCAGCCCCUCCGAAGGAAGAAUGUCACCAACACGUGCCACCUGGGAGGGUGCUUGGCGUACAGGAAUCUCUGCAGAGUCCUGAGGCGGAGAGCCUCCAGUCGUGUACAUACAGUGUUGGGGUUUGGUGACCUGGGGUGGAUGCAGAUGAUUCCACCACAACGUUGUGUGGUGGUGAUUUGUGUGCUUUGCUGCCCUCUGGUGUUGAAUCCUUUGAUGUGCAAUAACAGGGGCCUACAGGUUAUGUUUGGCUAUGUCAGGCCCAAUCUCAAAGAAUUUGCAUUUCUUAUCGAAGCCAUAAAGGAUAUGAAGCCUAUUUGUAGCAAUGUCAGUGGUAAUACAAAGGGGUGUGUGUGUGUUUGCCUCUAGACAAGUCUCGGUUUGUGUGUACGUGGGUGCAUGCAUGUCUGUCCAUGUGUAUGUUAUGUCGUUAGAGUGAUACAACAUGAAAACAGACCUUUCAGCCCAUUAUUUCUCUGCUGACCAUCAAAUGCCUAAUUGUACAGCUCCCAUUUUCCAGCAUUCAGCAAGUACACUCCUCCACCUUUCAUGAGUUUUUCUCUUGUAGGUUGCGUAGGAUUGUACAGCAUGGAAACAGACUGUUCAGCCCAGUUUGUCCACAAGUGGACACCCACCUGUAUUAAUCUCAUCAUCAUCACUUGGUUGGUAGCCCUACACUGAUUCAGCUGCUAAAUGCUGUCACCACUCUCUCAGGCAGUGUGUUCCAGGUACCUGUCCUCACCAGUCCCUGAGUGAAGAAAGUCCUCUCUAAAUCUUAUCCCCCUUCCCCAUUGCCCUAAACCUACAGUUAUUUAGUUUUACCUAUCUCUGAUAAGGGGGAAAGCUCCCUGAAAUCUACCCUAUCUCAGAAUUUAAUAUUUAGAUGUUCUUUGCUUCCACCACACCCUCAGAGAGUGGGUUCCUGAUUCCAGUCCCCUCCCUGAGUGAAAAGCUUUUCCUCAAAUCCACACUAAACAUCUUACCCCUUACCUUAAGGCCCUGCUCUCCAGUCAUCAAUGGUCUGUUCCAGAGAAAAGUUUCACUCUCUACCCUAUCCACCCACUUCACAAUUUUGCAAUCAUCAAGAUUCUGUAUAUCUCAUAUGUGUGUACCUUGUGUGAGUGAGUGCGUGCGCGCAUGCAUCUCUGUGCAAAUGUAUGCUUGUUUGUACAUGGGUUACAAUGCAUAUCUGCAUUGCCUGUGGUGUAAGUAAGGCCUAGGACCAGGUGGGCCAUUCAACCCAUUGAGUCUGCUCUGCCAUUCCAUCGUGGCUGACUUAUUAUCCCCCUCAGCCUCAUUCACCUGCCUUCUCCCCAUAACUUUUGAUGCCCGUACUACUCAAGAACCUGUCAACCUCUUCUUCAAAUAUACGCAGUGACUUGGCCUCCACAGCCGUCUGUGACAAUGAAUUCCACAGAUGCACCACCUCUGGCUGAAGAAAUAUUUGUGUGUGUGUGUGUGUAUGCAUUCAGUCUACUUGUGUGUGCACAUGCAUGAUGGCGUAGACAUAAAGGAACGUCCACCUCCAAAGAGUUCUGCUUCAGUGGAGCAGGAAGAAUUGGGUAGCAGUCGCUCUGCACUCUCUCGCACACAUUGAGAUCUGCCAAAGUCGGUGCCAGUGAACAUGACUGAGAACAGGCAGCUGCUGACACGUGCUGUGUCUAAUGUAGAUCACAGACAGACUUCACCUGCACCCUCCUUUAGACUGCGUUCUAACAGUGUGUGUGAUAUGAUAUUCCAGUAUGCUGGUCACAGCACAGAAACAGGCCCUUCAACCAGCUGAGUCCACAUCAAACACCCACUCACACUAAUCCCAUUUUAAUCCUGCCCACAUGCCCAUCAUCUCCCCCCCUCCCCGAUUUAGCCCUCACCCACACACUGAGGUCAAUUCACUGCAGGCAAUUAACCUGCACGCCUUUGGGAUGAGGAAGGAAGCCAGAGCACUCAGAGGAAACCCACACGGUCACGGGGAGAACAUGCAAACUCCACAAUGACAGCACUGAGGUCACUAUCUAUUGGGCAGCUGCUCUGCUAAUUCCACUAUUGUGUUCUGCAUUUACUAAGUAUCUAUGUCUGGUCUUGUAUGUUUUCUGAAUCUCAGAAGUAUAUGCAAAGUAAUUACCAACUGUUUUACUAUUAGUCACUCUGUUUCAUUCCUACCUUAAUGCAUUCAGUAACCGAGGCAUCACUUGUAGAUGAUAUACCUUUUUAUUUUAGAGCUUUAAAUAUCUACUAUUAAUUAAGAGUCUGUUACCUUUCAGAUUUAUUUUACUCUCAAUUUUAUCUAAACAAAAUAUUAUUAAUAAAGAUUAAUUGUUUUUUUAUUAUACUGUGUAGCAUUUGGAUUGAUUUUUACUAAUUUCUAGUUAUGCUGAAGUGGGUCUUUCAAAUAAAGUUUUGAGGAGAUUGGAUCAGUGUUAUUAAAUGAGUUACCACAUGUAAAUCAGGUCAGCUCUGUAAGGAAUUACUAUUCCAGAAGGUUUUGUGAGAUUCUGACUGAAAUAUAUUCAUGAAGUUGCUUACUGGGCAGUUUUCAACAAUUAUUUCUAAUGAGACAUGGACUCCUUGUUCAUCUGGGUAUUUUCCCAGGCUUAAGGCUACUUUUGUAGUUUGUUGAAUGUUAUCUUUCAGACAACCCCAGCAUGGAUGAAUAUUAACCUUUCACUCCAUAAUCCUACAUCAGAUCUGAAAUAUUAACUGCAUUUCUCUCUCUUUCCAGGAAUGUUAUAUUAUAUAUACAGUAUUUAUCCCACUGUCCCACACAUUUUCCU